Myotis brandtii (Brandt's bat) is the source of this 1428-nucleotide messenger RNA. It is a transcript of the gene NIPA1, whose product is annotated as non imprinted in Prader-Willi/Angelman syndrome 1. Bases 84 to 848 code for a protein of 254 amino acids. Gene Ontology annotation, cellular component: membrane. NCBI's taxonomy places the organism in Eukaryota, Metazoa, Chordata, Mammalia, Chiroptera, Vespertilionidae. Gene Ontology annotation, molecular function: magnesium ion transmembrane transporter activity. The record is from RefSeq and is a predicted model, not a curated record. Gene Ontology annotation, biological process: magnesium ion transport. The transcript has 4 exons.
UCUUGCUUUCCUGACACGUGUCUCACUCUGUCCUAGGUACCUCCUACCUAACAGACGUGGUGUGGUGGGCAGGCACGAUCGCAAUGGCUGUUGGCCAGAUCGGGAACUUCCUGGCGUACACGGCGGUCCCCACGGUCCUGGUGACGCCCCUGGGUGCCCUCGGCGUGCCGUUCGGGUCCAUUCUAGCCUCGUACCUUCUGAAGGAGAAGCUCAACAUCCUGGGCAAGUUGGGGUGUCUGCUCAGCUGUGCGGGCUCCGUGGUGCUGAUCAUCCACGCCCCCAAAUCCGAGAGUGUGACCACGCAGGCCGAGCUGGAGGAGAAGCUGACCAACCCAGUGUUCGUGGGCUACCUGUGCAUCGUGCUGCUCAUGUUGCUGCUGCUCAUCUUCUGGAUCGCGCCGGCGCACGGGCCCACCAACAUCAUGGUCUACAUCAGCAUCUGCUCCUUGCUGGGCAGCUUCACCGUGCCUUCCACCAAGGGCAUCGGCCUGGCCGCCCAGGACCUGCUGCACAACAACCCGUCCAGCCAGCGCGCCCUGUGCCUCUGCCUGGUGCUGCUGGCCGUGCUGGGCUGCAGCAUCAUCGUCCAGUUCAGGUACAUCAACAAGGCGCUCGAGUGCUUCGACUCCUCCGUGUUCGGGGCCAUCUACUACGUGGUCUUCACCACGCUGGUCCUGCUGGCCUCCGCCAUCCUCUUCCGCGAGUGGAGCAACGUCGGCCUGGUGGACUUCCUGGGCAUGGCCUGCGGCUUCACCACCGUCUCCGUGGGCAUCGUCCUCAUCCAGGUGUUCAAGGAGUUCAACUUCAACCUCGGGGAGAUGAACAAAGCCAACCUGAAGGCGGACUAGGAGGCGGCGGGGGCGGGACGGGGCCCCGAGGAGCAGGCAACGGGUGUGGUUUCGGGACCUGAUUUGAGGCGGAGGACGAGAGCCGCGACAUGGCUGGCAUUGGAGCUGGUGGCGCCUCGGUGGGUGUGUGGUCCGGGGACAGCGGGGCCUCCCUUAUCCGGGCUCAGGUCGCUCCUGGGCGCCGUCUCUGAGGAGAGGGAUCCGUGUUCAUUGCCGUGACCCUGGAAGCUGUCAUGAGUCCUCGUCCCUUCCAACCUCCUGACAUUAUUUCACGUAGAGAAGAAAGACGGCUCUUUCUGGUUCGUCCUUGACCAGAGGGUCCCGGAGAGCUGGCUCCGCACGGACAUGGCCCGUAGGGUGUGUCGUUUUGCGUUGAGCCCCUCUGGCCUCACCCGCGUCAGCGGUCUGUGCGUUCACUUGUGUCUGAUCCUCUCUGAGCUGGCUCUCCCUCCCCGGACACCGAGACGCGUUCGUGGCAGAUGGAGCGAGAAGAGCGCUGGCUGGCAGUGCCGCGCUGUCGGGGCCGCUGGGUAACGUGAGUCAAUUUCAGUGCCUUUAUCACUCGAACUGUAUUCACUUA